AUUAAAAGAGAAGCACUAACAGAAACAAAUAAUGGCUGUUAAGAGUCACAUAUGUCUGCUGGGACUCAUCAUUCUCUGCUCACCAUUCACAAGUGUGACUGCAGUGACUCAUGUGUUCAGUAGUUCAGGAGAAGAUGUCACUCUGGCCUGUAUUAAUGCUCUUUCUGACUGCACCUCAACUGUAUGGAACUACACCAAUCAUAGAUCAUCAGCUGCAGUAGAACUGAUUGGUUUAGGAAUAAAGAAGAAAAACAUAGAGAGAGCUGAGAGACUGAGUCUGGGGUCUGACUGCUCUCUGAACAUCUAUAAAACAACAAAAAAAGAUUGUGGACAAUACACCUGCAGACAAUAUGUGAAAGAUAAACAACAUGGAACUGAUGCACUGGUUUUUCUGCAUGUUCUUCGUGUUUCUCCAUCAUCCACACAGACUGAGAUGAGAUCAGGCAGCUCUGUGACUCUCACCUGUCAGCUGUUUUCAUAUGAAGACUCUUGUGAUAGUUUGUUCCGUACUGAGGAUCUUCAGCUGUUCUGGGUGAAUCAGGCUGAUGUUAAUCUACAGACAGACUCCAGAUAUCAGAUAUUAUCAUCAGGAGAAUGUAUCAAGACUCUGACUACAAUACUCCUGAAUGAAGACAACAACACAGAGUUGAGAUGUUUGGUUAAAAUGAAGAAUAAGAUUAAGACCUCAGUCAGCUAUACUGUCAAGUUUAAGGCAUCAACUACAGCAACAAUCAAACCAACCUCUAAAAUAACUUCAAGUCCUACUGCAGCAUUACCUCCUACACAAGUCAGAAUCAUCACCGCAAACCCUGAGAUAGCAGAAACUGAAGACAGUAUGCCUUGUGUGUCAUUAUACAGAGUGAUUAUAGUGAUUGUUGAGACCAUAGCAUUCACUGCUCCUACUGUAAUUCUUCUUCAGAUCAUCUGUACAGGAAGAGCUGAAAACAGAAGAAGGACCCAGACCACCUAGAAUACACACUGAUUAAACACUCUCUCGGCAAAUAGCAACAUUACUGCAAGUGUUUUUAUACAUUUAAUAAGAAUUUGCAUGGUAGGUAACCAAUCAUCCCACCAUCAGGUGGCACGCACUCCACAAACUGGACUAUGGACACACUCACUUUGCUUCUACUUUCACUUCUGGCCCUUUGUGUAUAAAACCACGGUUGCGUCCGAAACCGCACUGUAUAGUAGGUACUGAAUAAGAUGAAGUACCUACUUACUUGCG
Paramisgurnus dabryanus is the source of this 1225-nucleotide messenger RNA. The record is from RefSeq and is a predicted model, not a curated record. Lineage: Eukaryota; Metazoa; Chordata; Actinopteri; Cypriniformes; Cobitidae.